CACUUGAAGUAUCUGCUUAAUAAGAUGUCAAAUCAAUAGAUCUUUAUCGACAUCAAAAGUAAUUUUCACAACAUUUAUACAGGCUUUAGUAAAUAAAUGGCAGCAUCCCUGUUACGUCAGAACAAAGUACUGUAUUUCUUCGGAUUCGGGAGGAAAGCUCACGACCUUAUUGUAACCUCCAAUCGAACGAUCAUGACUAGCCGGGCCAGAAUGGAAAGGGUCGUGGAAGACCUGCAGAAGAAUCCUUACUUUGAAAAGUACGCCCAAAAAAUUGCCAAACUUCAGGAAACCAGUCCCGAAGAGUUUCUGUCGAGGUGCGAGGAAAAGGAGCGCAAAAUCAGGGAGGAAAAAGGUAACUCAUCUUCCUAUGCACCUGUGCACCUUUGUAAAACGUCCAAAUCACAGUCACUUUGGAAAACCAUGUCGCACGUGUGGAGAUCCAGCAGGUUGAGGAACCAAAGCUUUAUCAGAUCUUAUUCACAGAUGGCCUCCAAAACCAAAUAUAUUACAACGCCAAUUUUUUAUGUGAAUGCCGCUCCUCACAUUGGUCACCUAUACACAGCAGUUGUAGCUGAUUGCAUAGCCAAGUUUAAUCAAAUGCAAGGACACCAGACUGUUCUGAACACCGGCACCGACGAGCAUGGCAAUAAAGUUCAGCGCGCAGCCAAACAGCUGAGCCUUCCAGUUGACCUAUACUGCGAAUUAACGUCGAAAAAAUUCCGAGAGAUGUGCGAACACUUCCAAGUCGAUUAUACGAAUUUCAUAAGAACGACGGAGCCCCAUCAUCAGAAGACUGUGCAAUAUUUUUGGAAACUCCUGGAGGAGAAAAAUCACAUCUACAAGGGAAAGUAUACUGGCUGGUACUGCGUGCCCGACGAGGCGUUUCUGUUUGACCAGGAUUUGGUUGACAAAAAAACCCCAUCCGGCGAUACAAUAAAAGUUUCAGCCGAGUCAGGUCAUCCCGUUGAGUGGACCGAGGAAGAUAACUACAAGUUUCGCUUGAGUUCGUUUCAAGACGACUUGCGGCACUGGUUGAAAGAUGAGAAAGUGGUUCAGCCAUCGGUGUAUCACAAAAUAUUGUCCCAAUGGGUCGAGGACGAGAGGUGCUUGGCGGAUUUGAGCAUUUCGAGACCUCGAAGCAGAGCACCCUGGGGCAUUCGUACGCCUAGUGAUCCAGAUCAAACGAUAUACGUGUGGCUGGAUGCUCUAGUCAACUAUUUAACGGUACUCGGGUACCCUCAUCGGGAAUUCAAGCAAUUUUGGCCACCCACCGUGCAGGUGAUUGGGAAGGAUAUUUUGAAGUUCCACGGGAUUUAUUGGCCGGCAUUUUUAAUGGCAGUGGGCCUGGAGCCACCGAAAACUCUGCUCUGUCACUCACACUGGACAGUGGACAACGAAAAAAUGUCGAAAUCCAAGGGAAACGUCGUAUCACCUUUCGACGCUGCCAAGCAAUUUUCGGCCGACGGGUUGAGGUAUUUUCUCCUCAGAGAUUCCGUUCCACACAACGAUGCCAACUACAGCACAGAGAGGGUUCUGAACGUACUGAACUCGGAGCUCGCCGACACCCUGGGAAAUCUGAUAAACAGGUGCACAGGCAAACUCGUGAACCCUAAACAGGAAAUUCCCAGCGCUGCAGGGCACGGUCGCUUCUUGAAAUCCGAGGUCGCCCAAAGCCUACGCGCAAGCAUGGAAGCCCUCGGUGACACCGCCAAGCAGCACUACGAGUCGUUCUACGUCCAUCACGUGGUCGACGCGGCCAUGUCGACCGUGCGGUGUGCCAAUGCCGUGGUCGAGUAUCACAAGCCCUGGUCUCUGCGCAAGGAGCCCGAUAACGAGGCAGCAGUCGCGGAACUGAAGGCCGUCAUCGCCUUGGCUCUGGAGGCCACGAGAAUCAGUGCUUUGGUGCUGUACCCGGUGAUGCCGGCCUUGAGCACGGUCGUGCUGGACUUUUUGAACGUCCCGAUGAACGAGAGGUCUUGGAAGCACACGAAACCAGUUUACUUGAACUCCACAGCAUCGACCGAGUCGGAACCAUUCGGUCAUUCGAAUACCAUUAUUUUUCCCAAAAUCAAGCUGGCAGCCUAGGGCUGUUUCAAUUUUUUACCGAUUGUUGCAUUUCGUUGUUUCAAAAACUUUGUUCACCAUAUACUUUUGUACGUUAC
Copidosoma floridanum is the source of this 2162-nucleotide messenger RNA. It is a transcript of the gene MetRS-m, whose product is annotated as Methionyl-tRNA synthetase, mitochondrial. The record is from RefSeq and is a predicted model, not a curated record. Gene Ontology annotation, biological process: methionyl-tRNA aminoacylation. Gene Ontology annotation, molecular function: methionine-tRNA ligase activity; ATP binding. Lineage: Eukaryota; Metazoa; Arthropoda; Insecta; Hymenoptera; Encyrtidae.